GAUAGACCGACAGAAUGUAAUUUUACUAGGUUAGGUGCGAAUAUUACUGUGGCGACUGAAGUGAUUAAUUUGAAGCCUUAAAUUGCGUCUCUCUGCGAAACGAACGAGAUGGGUUUACUUACAGAUCCCAGAGCUGGAACUGGCAAAAUUAUAAAAUUGUUAUUAAAAUGGGAGAAACCGCUGUGCUUCGUGCUGUAUGCAGGAGGAGUUGUAUGGCUGAUGCUCUUGGCGUUACCGGCGUUUAACGACAACACCUAUUUCUCCGAGAAUGCCUUGCUACCUGGGCUGGUCACGAAGGAGAGUAACCUGGAACAAACGUCGAAGCAGUACUACCAUGAACUGAUGCACGAGAUGAAAAGAUAUCCGGAUGGCAUGCCUUACGCGUGGCUCUCGGCAAAAUUCAGUCAGCUUCAUCUAGAUGUGCACGUGCAUAAUUUCUCCCUGAUUUAUCCGUUUCAGGAACAGAAGUUUGCAGGACAAAAUAUUUACGGCAUUGUCAGAGCCCCGCGAGCGUCCAGUACCGAAGCCAUUGUAGUCGUUGUACCAUAUAGACCUAUUAACAGCAUUUAUUUAGACACCGCGCCUUCAAUAGCUCUGCUACUUGCCUUUGCAAAAUUCUGUAGAAAGCAAAAGUAUUGGGCAAAGGAUAUAAUAUUUCUCGUGACGGAGCAUGAACAGUUGGGCAUGCAAGCGUGGCUGGAUGCGUAUCAUGGUGUCACCAGUGGCCAGGAAGGAAUCCUGAUAGCGGGAGAUUUAUCGGGAAGAGCCGGAUCUAUUCAAGCUGCUAUCAAUCUUGAAUUUCACGCGAUGAAAAUUACAUCAAUUGACGUCAAGAUAGAAGGGCUAAAUGGGCAGCUGCCCAAUCUAGAUCUUUUUAAUUUGGCGCAAAACAUGAUAGCCAAAGAAGGAAUCCGGCAGUCUUUCCAACGACGAUUCGACGUCAAUUACAGGGACAAAUUAAAAAGCUGGUGGUAUCAUUUUAAUACGUUGACGAGCAUGGUAGCGACGCAGGCCACUGGGAUACCAACUGGUAACCAUGGACUCUUUCACAGGUUUGGCAUCGAGGCUAUUACAUUGGAAGGCUUCAAAAAGUCCGGAAAAGAGACGGAAGCAAAUUUUUACCAAGUAGGACGCAUAGUGGAGAGUAUAGUGAGGUCACUUAACAAUUUAUUAGAGCGUUUCCAUCAGUCGUAUUUUUUCUAUUUAUUGCCUUCCACAGAUCGCUAUAUUUCUAUUGGAUUAUACAUGCGGCCUUUGGUACUAAUAAUUGCUAGUGUAUUUAUAAAGGCAUUCUCUAUUUGGCAAAGACUACAAGCCUUGAACAAUUCGAAUGAGACAAAAAAGGAUAAGCAAGAUUUAUCGAAUCAGGUCGAAGAAUUUGACAUUGGAAGUAUUACUUCUGAAGUGUUGUGGGCGCAUAUUUUCGGAAUAUUAGUAAUGGCCUCCCCUCGAUUUUUCACCUUAAUCGGAUCGCAGAUGUUCAAUUUACGUACAGAAGACUCAUUGUACAUCAGUUUCGCCUUGAUCACGAUUCUCACGUUGCUAUGGCGCUUUUAUUUGAGGAGAUCGGUCAAAUACGAAAAUAUAUCACUCGUGUGUGUCAUCGCGCUGAUCGAGCUGGCCACCGCGCUAAUGUGCGUAGCCAUGCACAAUUUUUCAUUGGCCUUAGUAACGGCCGUCGUGUACGUGCCAGUUAUAUUGUUGAUAACGCCGCACGACGAAUCCGCGUCCAGAAUCCGGUGUAGCCAGUAUAUCGCGUGGAUCAUGCUGCACCCGUUCGUUUCGUCGGCGAUCGUCGUGAUGGGCUACACGUAUCUCAACUUCCCCACCGACCCUGUCCCGUCGCUGCUUCUCAGGGGCUAUCGCGCCAACAAGCAGGCGCUCGUAUUCAGCAUCGUCGACUCUAUGAUAUAUGGCAAUUGGUUCUACAACAUCGCCACCGCCGUCAUGCUACCGAUAUGGCUGUUGUUUUGGAAUGUUAUGCGCUCCAGCAUUACGAUCCCCUCGCGAUAAGAUGAUUAUGUAACUCACGAUCGAACUUUCUUCGGCCCGGGAGCAACUCGAUAUAUUCAGUGUUGAUUUGUCUCGCGUCUGUGUAAAAAGCCGUCGGUGCGACUUGUCGAUUAACGUCCGGGAAAGUUACUUGCUCCUCGGCAAAUAAAGUAGGAGACGCGCAUUUUUGAAAGGAGUCUUCGGAAGUAUUUAUUUAUACUUAUUUUCUCACGAGGUUCGUCAAUAAUACGUCAGCCAGUAGAUAUAGCGUAUCGCUCGAUGAUAACCCUUGCGACAUUCUUAUUGCGGAUCGCUCAGCUAGUUUAGUGCGUGCGGUGAGCGCGGUAACAUUGGACCAGUGCGUGCGCUGUACUCUCACUACGUGAAGCAUCGAUGCGCCGAACGGGAGCGGAAAGCAUAACAGUACGUAUAUUUUUUUCCCCCUGCAAAUAUUGUGCGACGCUAACACGCAUACAACGACCCUACGUAUUAUUCAAUUGUGAACGAUUCUGACGGGAUGUUGUUCACCACAUGUUAUUUCACGUAAUCGUUCCUAGCGCUCAAGUGUCGCAACAAGCGCCGUCAUACGCAAUCGCGACCUCCUUGAGCUCCGCGUGUUUAUGCCUAUUCGAUGAAAGUCGUAUUUAAGCGUUCUUUCACAGCUCAGUUUCACUCCACACGAUUCCUGUUCGUUUAAAUUCAUGUGUACGAACAUUGCAAUAUGUAACAUACGUAAAUCUAUGUUAUUUGUUAUAUAUGGUAAGUGUUACACGUUACAUUCCUAAUAUCUUUUUCGUUUUACUACCUAAUGCAUUUUUAAACAUGCAAAUGCCUAAUACUAAAAAUAUAUCUAUUAACAAUACCGUAAAUGAGUUUUCUUUUUAGUGCAAAUUUUAAGUGAGGUACUUGCUUCCUGCUUAUUAUUUUUUUCUUAAAUUGUUGCCGACUAUCAAAUUGUAAAAGCAAUUUGUAAUAGUAAAGUUAACUUACAAUUAAUAGGAAAAUUAACAUAUUUUGAUUCUUAAUUCAUUAAAAAUCUGUCUCUUAAAGGAGGGGGGGGAGGGAGGGUUCUGAUAUAUAGUAGAUCUUUCACUUGUCUGAUAUAAAUUAUUUGAAAUUUCUGUAAUUGGGUUCUACCUUCUAUAAUCAUAAAUUAUAGUAUCUUGAAUGCAAAUAAAUCGAAGAUAAACGCGAUAAGACACGGUAUAUUUUAUCGAGAUUACCGGUUUGAAUGCAUCGUACAUUGUGACUUUAUCACAAUACAAAUGUGUUUUGAAUGAGAUAAAGACACAGGAAGUGCAACGUACCGAAAAUCAUAAACAACUUUUGUAAAAUUCGCAAACAAAUUUACAUAAUGUAUGUACGUACAUACAUGAAUAUUCCAUGAGAUCAGCAAUUUAGAAAUAGCCUACUUUAGAUGGUUUAUACGUACAUAUUAUAUAUCGUAUUUUAAAUCGCGCUUUUAUACAUAUGUAUAUAAAAUUAUAAAUAUAAUACUGGCUAUAAAUAUGUAUAAUAAUUGGCUGAAACCUUUUGAAAAUAAAUAGUUUAUGACGGUAUGUAUAUUAUGGAACUUUUCGGAAUAGAUUCGGAAUUGUUCAAGCACAAUAUUUUUACAUUUUUAUUGUAUUUCUUAGAAAAAUCGAAAUAAUAUCGACCGAAAUUGAUUCCGAACAGUUCUGUAAUACGUGCCCUGGUUUAUGUGAUAUGUUGAUAAAGAGACACAAUGGACGCGACCCAGAUAGCAAUGCGUGUCUAAAAGACGUCAAAAAGAUAUCUUUAAGACACUUUUUAGACGUACAUGUCUAAAAGACAACUUAAUGCCAUCUUAAAGAUGUCUUUUAGACAUGCAUGCUAUCUGGGGACUCUUUCCAACAAACCGUUUAGAAACUACAAGCAUUAAAAAGUCAAGAUAAGACCAUGGGUUAUUGCAGUAAUAUUAUGGGAAGCCCAGAAGCAUGUAUGUCUAAAAGACAUUUAAGACGGCAUUAAAUUGUCUUUUAGAUAUGCAUUGCUAUCUGGGAGAUGGAUCAAGAUGGAUUACAAUGUAUUAUUGAGUAGAACAACACAGUUAAUCCUUUUAUUGGUACAGAGAUGUAUUUAAGUAGAAAAAAAAUAUGUACAUACACAUAUGGCGUUCCAACUGAUAAGAUUAGUAAAUAAACUUUUUAAACUAUCAAUAUAUGCAUUAUAUCGCCAGUGAAUAAUAAACCAGGAUGGAGAAUUGAUUUGACCUAACUGGCCACUUUAUUAAAAUUCAGAACACGACGUUUCGGCCCUGGAUUUUGGCCCUCUUCUAGUGCAUAGAGUAAUCUAAAAUCGUAAAUCCAAUUAAGUUACAGUACAGUUCACAAAUCAUAAAGGACCAUAGACAGAUUAACAAAGUGAAAGUUCGUACCUAAUUGUAAGUCAUAAUAUUAAAAAAAUUUUCAUAUGUGUGUAAUCGCAUUGUUUCAGAACGGUGUCGUCAUAAACUUUUUAAACUCAAAUUGUAUACAUAUGUAUUAUAUUAGUACAUUACUAACUUUAAUACUCUUUAUACUGAUACUUGUACUAUGCCCAUAUUCCAUUGACAUUUCUAAUGAUGAUUGAUCAAAGAGAUUCCACGUUCGAGCAUUUGAUUAAAUAAUGUCAUAAACUAAAAUAAAUCUGAAGUCUCACUUGUUAUUCCAACAGAAUACGAUUUGCUACUGCUAUUGUGCUGAGUAACAUUGCAUACGCAGUACACACGCAUAUAUGUACAUACGCAUACGAGGUGGUUGUCGAAAAAUUGUAGUUUAUUGAUUUUUCCAAGAAACUUAUUAAAUUCCAUUUUUUUCACUUUUCAUUUUUUCUAUUGUCCUCCUAUAGUAAAAUUUGUUUAAACAAUGCAGAAAAGUACAUUUUUUUUAGUGGAAUAAUAACCAGAUAAACCCUAAAAAUUGAUCAUAACAGCAUAAAUAAGUAUUUACAAAAGCUCUACCGUCAAUCAACAGUCGAAAAAACACUUUUUAUACAUUUGAAACUGAUAUCUCACAACUGAAUAUCUCAAAACAUAUAUAAUAAAAAUAUUUGAGCCUUUUU
Messenger RNA from Vollenhovia emeryi, 5055 nucleotides. RefSeq names its product glycosylphosphatidylinositol anchor attachment 1 protein (gene GAA1). The coding region runs from base 109 to 2013 and encodes 634 amino acids. NCBI's taxonomy places the organism in Eukaryota, Metazoa, Arthropoda, Insecta, Hymenoptera, Formicidae. The record is from RefSeq and is a predicted model, not a curated record. Gene Ontology annotation, cellular component: GPI-anchor transamidase complex; membrane. The transcript is spliced from 10 exons. Gene Ontology annotation, biological process: attachment of GPI anchor to protein.